ACCAAAAUUAUAUCACUCUCUUUUCUCCCUCUCCCUUUCUCUCUGUAGAUUCAGUGAUACAUAUAUACAGAGAGAGAUAUAGUUGGGGUAUAUACUAAAGUAGAGAAUAUUGGUGGGGUUGCAGUCUUUGGGGUGGUGAAGAUGAGCAACAGUGGUAUAGUUGGGGGAUUAGCUAGGGUUUCAAUCCCUUCUGGUAUGCGAAAGACGAUCCAAAACAUCAAAGAGAUCACUGGAAAUCAUGGUGAAGAUGAGAUAUAUGCAAUGCUCAAGGAAUGUUCUAUGGAUCCCAAUGAGACUACUCAGAAGCUUCUUUCACAGGAUACAUUCCAUGAAGUUAAAAGUAAGCGUGAUCGGAGAAAAGAGAAUUCAAUUAAGGAGUCUGCUGAACCAAAGUGGAAAACAGGCAUGCAGGGCAGAGGUAACAAAGGGAUUCGUGGAAAUUUGACUUCUCGUCAUGCUUCACAUGAUGUAGGUGGUGGAAAGAACAGUCAAAACAAUAUUGCCAAUCAAAUUCUUGACAAGAGUGUCGACCUAUCUACUGUGGCUGAUGUUGAGGCUAAGAAUAUUUCAAGCUCAUCAAGUGCUGCAGUAAAUGGGCCUGGCGAUCUAGCUUCGGGGAGCAACAGUAUCGUACAAAAUACUCAUGCACCCCCAAGAAGAGGAGUUAAACAAUUUGAAGCAAAUACAGGCAUGCAGACAACUUCUGCUGAUUCCACCAAAAACCCAAAAUCAGCUACAGGAAACAGGGAUGUUCAUGGUCAGCGGAUGCCAAACACCGACAGUUCUUCAAGAACGCUAUCUUCACCAUCUCCAACAGGAGCUGAUCUCUCAGCUUCAGAUCCCGUGCUCUUGCCAUCUCAGGAUUCACGUCCCGCUGGUGUAGUAGGCACAGUUAGAAGGGAAGUUGGGGCCCAGCAUUCUCCGGUUGAACAUGUUUCUUCUAAAUCUAAUGGGAGCAAAAAGACUGCUGUAGCAGUUUCUACUGCUGGAAGCUCAAAUAGCCAAGUAAAGACGCCAAGCAAAUUUCAGGGGCCUGGAAAGAAUCAACUUCCGGAGUACUCGCAAACUGCUUCUUCAACCCAUAGUGGUUCUUCCGCUAGUAGGCCGUCAUCUAAUUACAACAAUCGGUCACACACAGUUGGUCCACAAAAAGGUCCUUGUAAGGAAUGGAAGCCAAAGCCUGUAAACAAUAAUCUAGCUCAGGGGUCUGCUCUUGCUGCUGCUGCUUCUUCAUCUGGCGUUUCUACGGUUUCUGUUGAAGUCAAUACUAUGUCGCAGCCUCCUGCUUCUGUUCCUGAAACAAAAGAAGUCACUGAGGAUCCGCAGAAGAAGUUAGAGGAAUCACACAUUUCAGAUGUUGAAAAUGUUAUUAUCCCUAAUCACCUACACGUUCCUGAGUCUGAAAAACUUGGGUUCUGUUUUGGAAGCUUUGACUCUGGCUUUAGUUUGGGAACAAGCACAAAUAUUGCUCCUGAGCAUGAUGGAAGUCCACCACUUUCUGAAUCUUCUGAGAGCAUUGAAGAAGCUGCAAGUGCACAACUUCCAAGUAAUCAAAAUGCAUCAGCUGCUGCAGAGGAAACAGAUUAUCCUGAUCAGCCUCCAUCUUCACAUGGACAGGAGAGUUUGCCUGCAGAAGGAGAUGGUGAUAUCUCAUCCUCUGCUCCAGAGUGCAGUGAACCGAAGCAAGAGACUCUGCCAGCGGGCCAACAAUAUUCAAUUGUUCAUACAUCCCCCAACUAUAAUUUUGGAUUUGCGCCACCAAUGUUGAGCAAUCAGCUCCCACCCUUUGAAAACUCUGAAUCUCAACCUCGAGAUGUUUCUCGUCUUCCAAAUUUUCUUGUUCAUCAUCCCAUUGACCCAAGCUACUAUCCCCACUUCUACCGUUCAAAUGCUGAUAGUGAUGGCCGCAUUUCACCAUUUCAUUCAGCAGGUGUUUCUACCCAGUACAAUGUUGCAGUUGUGCCUCCACACACUUCUCAAUCUCCUCAAGAGGGUGGGAAUAGUCCUGCUUUAUCUGCAGCAGCUCCAACACCACUUGUGACUCAAGCUGCUGGGCUUAUGCAGAGUUCUAUAGCUGUACCUCAGCAACCUAUCCCCGUAUUUCGACAGGCUACAGGGAUGCAUCUUCCCCAUUAUCCUCCGAAUUACAUUCCAUACGGUCACUACUUUUCACCACUUUAUGUUCCACCAGGAGCCAUCCAUCAAUUAUUAAGCAAUGGUGCAUUUUCCCAGCAGCCUCAGGCUGGCGGUAUAUAUCCACCUCCACCAUCAGCUGUUCCCAGAUACUCACUUUCGCAAUAUAGACCAGGAGCUAAUGUGGGAAAUCCAGCUCACAUGGGAGUGCCUGGCACUUAUGCGCCAUAUGGAUCCUCUCCUGUCAACUAUAACCCUAGUUCAGCUACAACGACUGGAAACCCUGCUUCCAAUGAGGAUCUUUCUGCAUCUCAGUUCCAGGAGAGUAAUGUCUAUUUGAGUGGACAACAGAGUGAAAGCUCAGGUGUGUGGAUUAAUGCGCACAAUAGAGAUUUAUCUAGCUUGCAAGCAAGUUCCUUUUAUAAUCUUCCUCAGGGUCAAGUGGCUCUAACACCCACUCAACCAGGUCAUGGAGCUUUUGCUGGUGUUUAUCACCCAGCUCAACCAGUUACAGCAGCAACUGUUCAUCCACUUCUGCAGCAGUCUCAAACAAUAGCUGGUCCAGUUGAUAUGGUUGGACCAACCGGCAAUGUCUAUCAACGGCCUCAGCAUGCACAGAUGAACUGGCCAAGUAGUUAUUGAGGAGCUAUUCUUUUGUUCGCAAAGCAUAAAACAAGAAAUGAAUAUUGUCAUUGGAGUUUUUAGAGUUGCAACAUGUUUUGGUGUGGAGGAAUGGUUCCAUCAAAUGUUGGAAAGAAGUGUGCAGGCUGACUGUAAAUUAAGAAGGGUGUGUCAAAGAAGAGAACUUCACCAAAGGUCUCUUUCUUUGCUUGGACUGAGGAUUUAAAUGGUGAAUCCUCCUGUAACUGAUAGUGGCAGAUUUUAGUUGAGGCAGGUAUAUGCCGAUUGGUUUUGUUUACAACUUUAUAGCCUUCUAUAGUUUUGAACAUUUUGGUAGAAUAACCAUCAGAGGUUAAACUUUUUUCUUCCCUAUAUAUUUCUUCCAUUUGAUAGGAUUUUAGGACUCUCGAAAGCAAUGAGGUUUCUCGGUUUUUUUUUCAUACAUCCUGCUUUCAUUCGUAUCUUUGUACCUGUAAAUUGAUUUUGAGGAACUGUUGUAAUUGGUG
Solanum verrucosum is the source of this 3260-nucleotide messenger RNA. Its product is annotated as GBF-interacting protein 1-like. The transcript has 11 exons. Lineage: Eukaryota; Viridiplantae; Streptophyta; Magnoliopsida; Solanales; Solanaceae. The record is from RefSeq and is a predicted model, not a curated record. Bases 142 to 2775 code for a protein of 877 amino acids.